AUGGCCUCGGAGUCCUCGGCUGUGUUUAAGAGCGUGAAGAAAGUGCGCAAUUUUGAGCCCGUCGGCGAAAUCGAUGACGGGAUGGGGAAGAAAUGGAAAGUUGUCGUGGACCCGAUCAAUUUAGAUCCAAGCUACGACAUGAUCGAUUUCAGUGCCCCAGGAGCCAGAGUUGCUAAUACCGUCCUUAUGGUGGACAGUUGCCAUUGCGCUUCCGAGAGCGACAUACUUAACUGUCGUCGUUACUUCUAUAGAGGAAAGAACGAAGCUGAGCGAUGA
This is a messenger RNA of Akanthomyces muscarius, 276 nucleotides long. RefSeq lists its product as uncharacterized. NCBI's taxonomy places the organism in Eukaryota, Fungi, Ascomycota, Sordariomycetes, Hypocreales, Cordycipitaceae. The transcript has 3 exons. The record is from RefSeq and is a predicted model, not a curated record. Bases 1 to 276 code for a protein of 91 amino acids.